UUUACUACGAUUAUUAUACAGUGUUCAAUAAAUAUGGCGGUUAGGGAUGGUUGGAGAGUGAAACAUGUAUUCUUACAAAUUGUUGUACUGGAAUCAUUAUUCAUUUUUGUGGCAAAAACAGAACCAGAAAAAAAUCUGUACCAGAUACUGGAGAGGCAGGAUAUAGAAAACUCUCUAGAUGAUGCUGAACAACUUGAAUAUGAAUUUCGUUCUUCAUACGAUGGAUCUGAGACGCCAUUGUUUCUUGUGAAAAGACAAGCUGAUCUGAAGAAAACAGUAAUAGAGAAGAAACCUAUUCCUAAACCAAAGGUAGAUAUAAAAGUUAAAGAUGAAGGCAUCACAGAGAUCACUACAAAUCCAGAUCAGACUAGCUACAAAAUCAAAGCUUCAACUGUCAGCACGACCUUGGCUCCAGACAGCACCAAUGCCACUGAAGACCAUCAUACCUAUUACAACUCUUCAAUAUAUACAGAUCCUAAAGAAGCAAGAGCAUUUUGGAUAGAUUUGGAAAAUAAUCAUACUGAAGUGAUUACACAUCAGAUGUUGUCAGAUUCUCACAGGCGUGCUGCAACAGUAUCAUUGUCCUUUGACUUCCCUUUUUAUGGUCAUCUUGUCAGGAAUAUCACGAUUGCUACUGGAGGAUUUCUCUAUGUAGGAGAAUAUAUGCACAGCUGGUUGGCUGCAACACAGUAUAUAGCACCACUGAUGGCCAACUUCGACACCAGUUUAAGUAACAUUUCAACUAUCAGGCUGGCUGACAAUGGUUCAAUGUUUGUUGUCCAGUGGGAAGAGGUGGCUUUACAGGAAGGCAGCAGCAUUGACACCUUUACUUUCCAAGUAUCAUUAUUUGAUAAUGGAAACAUCGUCUUUGUGUACAAAAAGGUGCCAAUUUCAGUAACAGAAAUUAAAGAUGAAGAUCAUCCUGUGAAAAUAGGCUUGUCUGAUGCUUAUAUAUAUGACAGAAAAAUAUUUUUUAUUCGCAGAAAGACGAUUUAUGAAUAUCAUAGAAUUGACAUGAAGCGUGAAGAAAUCGGAAAUUGGACGGCUUUGUAUUUUACAGCUUUGCCAACUUGUCUUAGCUUUAAAGAUUGUGAUUCCUGUGUCUCUGCAAACAUCAAUUUCAACUGUUCAUGGUGUGAAGCUAUCAAAAGAUGUUCAGAUGGUAUAGAUAGACACCGUCAAGAAUGGAUGGCUCAAGGGUGUGGAACGCAAGCUAACAAAGAGUGUUCAGAAGCAGCAACUACUGUUCCUCCCAAACCAUCUCCAUCAACUUUGGUAACGACAACAGAAGAAUUUACUCCAGAGAAUGCUACUGGUAAGGUUACUACUUUUUCAUCAUCUACCUUUACCACCAUCCCCACCACUACCACUGCUGCUACUAUCAACCCUGAAGCAAAGUCAUCAGCUCAUUCUGUUAUGACCACUACAGUGAUUAAAGCUACCACCACCACAGAAGAACCAUCUCCAUCAAUACUAACUUUACCUCUUACAACUAUAACUACCGAGAAAUCUCAACCAACACAAAGUGCUCUGGUAGCAGAGGAGAAAUCAUCAAGUAGCUCAUCGUUUGGUGCUGGUGGAGUUGUUGCCAUUCUACUGAUCCUUGCCAUUGUUCUUGGUGUUGGCAUUUGGAUAGGUUAUGCUUAUAAAAAUCCACAAACUGCAUCUGGACAGUUACUAAUCAAAUAUCGGCCAAGCCAGUGGCGUUGGGGUGGACAGGCAAGAUAUACAGCUGCAUCAAUCCACAUGUGACAGUGUAAUUAUUAUGGAAAUCACAAAACUAUAGUGAAAAUACAGCUGUUUUUAAUUUUGUGUUGAAAUAUGCUUGUUUACCCAUGAGAAUUCUGUAAAGUUCUCUAACUAAAACUUUAUAUUUUUAAACAAUUAAAAAACAGUCCUUUAGGAAUAUGUCUGUAAUUCUGUUUUUGUAGGUUAACUUUUUGUAUAGUUAUAAACUGUUCAUCUAUAAUGGUGCCUUCAGAAAAAAGACAAUUAAUUUUAUGUGCACAAUGUACAACUGUGAUGUAUAUUUUUGUACAUUUACAUAGUGCAUAUUACAAUCAAAGACUAGUAAUCUACAUGCCACUUGCUAUACUGUGGAAGAUCUGAAUGGGGAAAAACAAAACACUUUACACUAAGUAUUUUUUAUCUCAAGUGUGAAUGAUAUUCAAGUUUAAUGAAAUAUUUUAUACAUUGUACUUGUAAAGUAGUUUCAAUUAAGAAUUUUAAAAAGGGAUGGAGAUUUAUUUUUAGCUGUUCUUUCUCUUUUAGCUUUCACUGUUUUUUCAUUUGUCAAGUAAUGAUCACACAGUUCUCGAAUCUCUGCAUUUUGUGUAUUUUUGAAUACAUAUGCAACUAUAAAAGAAAAUUUGCUGGAAUACUUUUACUGUUUGACAAAAAGUAGGUAAAUGGUCAUCUUAUUUCUACAAACUGUAUUGAUCAAUUAUUAACAAAAAAGUUUUUAUUUGUAUUACACAUGUUAAAACUGCAAACUGGCCAAAGGCCCAUGAACAAAGCUGAAGAAAUGCAGGAUCUGUUUGGAUGAAAAACUGAAUAAACUUUUUAAGAAAUUAAUUGAUGUUACAAAUUAUAAGUUGCUCUAUUAUUUAUAAACGUUUCAGAGUUUUUGUUUCUAAGAUUAGUUUUAACUGUACAAAUCAUUUGGGAAAAGAUCCUGUACUAAGUUAGAUAAUUAAUAUAUGCAUUGGUCCUUUUUUAAAUAGUAAAUAAAUAUCGGAUAGUUUCAUAAGUUUUUUCUUAAGAUCAGUUUUUGCUGGAAGCUUAAGAUGUGGGACUUGUGCAAGUUCUCAGUUUAUUGCUUAAAUAUUGUAUUUCUUCAUCUGGAAAUAAAAUCAUUAUUAUUGCCUCCAA
This is a messenger RNA of Limulus polyphemus (Atlantic horseshoe crab), 2871 nucleotides long. Its product is annotated as plexin domain-containing protein 1-like. Lineage: Eukaryota; Metazoa; Arthropoda; Merostomata; Xiphosura; Limulidae. Bases 34 to 1752 code for a protein of 572 amino acids. The record is from RefSeq and is a predicted model, not a curated record. The transcript has 14 exons.